CUCCUAACGGAAGCAGCAUCGGCUUCAUAUUUCAAUGAGAAAAUUGUGAAAUUCGAGACUGAGACGUACAAUUAGUCUCUGCCUUCAGCCAAGAUGAUCCACAGUCUCUUCCUAGUUAACUCCUCAGGAGACAUUUUCCUGGAGAAGCACUGGAAGAGUGUGGUGAGCCGCUCUGUGUGCGACUACUUCUUUGAGGCUCAGGAGCGUGCAAGUGAACCGGAAAAUGUCCCGCCUGUGAUCCCUACACCGCACCACUAUCUUAUCAAUGUUCUCAGACAUCGUAUAUACUUUGUGGCGGUCAUACAGAGUGAGGUGCCGCCGCUCUUUGUCAUUGAGUUUCUGCACAGAGUCGUCGACACAUUCCAGGACUAUUUCGGUGUGUGCACAGAGGCUGCCAUCAAGGACAAUGUAGUCGUAGUUUAUGAACUAUUGGAGGAAAUGUUGGACAACGGUUUUCCACUGGCUACAGAGUCCAAUAUUCUCAAAGAGCUUAUCAAGCCCCCCACCAUCCUCCGCACUAUGGUUAACACUAUCACAGGCAGCACCAAUGUCGGGGAACAGCUCCCAACUGGCCAGCUGUCAGUGGUACCAUGGAGACGAACUGGUGUCAAAUACACCAACAAUGAAGCAUAUUUUGACGUUGUGGAGGAAAUAGACGCCAUCAUUGAUAAGUCAGGUUCCACCAUAACGGCUGAAAUCCAGGGAGUCAUUGAUGCCUGCGUCAAACUGACUGGCAUGCCUGACCUCACUCUGUCGUUUAUGAAUCCUCGGCUGUUGGAUGAUGUCAGCUUUCACCCUUGUGUUCGAUUUAAGCGUUGGGAGGCUGAGCGGAUCCUCUCCUUCAUCCCUCCUGAUGGAAACUUCCGACUACUUUCUUAUCACGUCAGCUCUCAGAACUUGGUGGCCAUUCCAGUGUACGUCAAGCACAACAUCACUUUCCGUGAAGGAAGCUCUCAGGGGCGAUUCGACUUGACCCUGGGCCCCAAGCAGACUAUGGGCAAGGCUGUGGAGUCAGUGCUCGUCAGCAGUCAGCUCCCUAGGGGGGUUCUCAACGCCAAUCUUAACCCCUCCCAGGGAACAUACACCUUUGACCCAGUCACAAAGUUGUUGACUUGGGAUGUAGGCAAGAUCAACCCCCAGAAGCUUCCCAGCUUGAAAGGCACCAUGAGUUUGCAGGCAGGAGCCUCCAAACCUGAUGAGAACCCUACCAUCAACAUCCAGUUCAAAAUCCAGCAGAUGGCCAUUUCAGGGCUGAAGGUGAAUCGUUUGGACAUGUAUGGGGAGAAGUAUAAACCUUUCAAAGGUAUCAAGUACAUGACCAAAGCUGGGAAGUUCCAGGUGCGGACAUGA
Molecule: messenger RNA, 1350 nt
Organism: Nerophis lumbriciformis (worm pipefish)
Lineage: Eukaryota; Metazoa; Chordata; Actinopteri; Syngnathiformes; Syngnathidae
Source: RefSeq, a predicted model, not a curated record